AUGUCUCUACGAUCACUAAUCUUUCUAUCAACACUUUUUAUCAUAUCAGCAUCAACAUUAAAGUGCUACGAAGGUUCCCGAGGGAUUGUAAACGGAGAAGACUCUUCAAAUUUCGUCCAAAAUGUGUGUGAUGACAAUAUGACAUACUGUUUCGAGUCUUAUAAUUCAAAUCUGACAGAAGUGACUGCUAGUUGCCAGAAUAUGGGAACGGAUCAGAAGUUGUUGGAUGUUUGUAAGAUGGACGGAAAAUGCAAAGAACGCACCGACAUCGACUUAACAGUUUGUUGCUGUACAGCGGAUUUGUGUAACCUACAAGACGAUUUGAAGCCAACACCAGAAACUCCAGAAAUCGAUGGAUCCUCCGAACAAUUGAAUUCAACAGAUGUUUCAUCUUUGGAAACUACAGAAAUAUCCGAUAAAUUUGUGGAAUUGAACGAAACGAUGGGGCUGGAGCUGGACUUAAAUGGGACCACUGGAGGACUCUGA
Caenorhabditis briggsae is the source of this 486-nucleotide messenger RNA. The coding region runs from base 1 to 486 and encodes 161 amino acids. Lineage: Eukaryota; Metazoa; Nematoda; Chromadorea; Rhabditida; Rhabditidae. The transcript is spliced from 3 exons. The record is from RefSeq and is a predicted model, not a curated record.